Messenger RNA from Pyricularia oryzae 70-15, 2198 nucleotides. RefSeq lists its product as uncharacterized. The transcript is spliced from 2 exons. NCBI's taxonomy places the organism in Eukaryota, Fungi, Ascomycota, Sordariomycetes, Magnaporthales, Pyriculariaceae. The record is from RefSeq and is a predicted model, not a curated record. Gene Ontology annotation, cellular component: membrane. Bases 50 to 1879 code for a protein of 609 amino acids.
GGUAAUUUGGUAAUUGGAAUUCAGUUGCAAUUCGGCUAGGCUAGCGGUAAUGUCCACAGCCCAUCGACAACUCCGCCCACGCUAUACUUUGCCGCCGUGCCGAUCACCCACACUCACAUUCACGUUCACCAGCAUCCUUCGCCUCUACCGUACGUACCUCUUGUGGCGUUUUUCAACCGGCAUACGGGUAAUUAGCUACCUACCUUUUACUUUCUUGUUAUUUUCUCUUCCAAGUCUGUUUUUUUUUUUUUUUUUUUUUCUUUUUUCCCUUCGACGUUCAAGUAGCGCUGUCUGUUUAUUCCUGCGACUUUCUUUUCAUUUGUGUUACAGUUCACUGUCGCCCCCUUUUUUGCAUGACAUAGCACUCUUCGCCGUGAUUACCUGCCUAUGUCCUUGGCUACAUCCAUCAGAAAUUCGAUACACUACCCAGACUAGGCCGACAACUUACCACGCCAUAGUCAUACUACCGACCUGGUCUAGUCUGCGUUUAUUUUCAACCCGAGCCGGUGUCUUGCAACCCUCGAGACACUCCCACCGCUCCCCGUGCGCAUUUUUCUUCUCGUUACCCCGUUUGCCGACAAUCAAUAAAACGACUUUUGCUUGCCAAUCCUUGUCAGCACGCCUCUUCGAACGCCGCAGCCCACCCCCGUCCGUGAGGCUCGGACCCAGCGCGCCACAGGUCAUGCAGGAUUUACAGGGCGCCAUAAUACCGGCGGUCGCUAGGGCUGCCAAAGACAUGUAUCCUCCCGAUGUCCAAGCAACUGCUAAAGCUGCCAUCUCGACAGCGUUAUCCGCCAGUCUCAUAGCGACCACGACCCCGACCCCGACGAUGACCGCUGUGACUGCAACGGCGACGGGCAGCCCACACGACGGGCCCGAGGGCUCGGGAGAAUGCCGGCUAUUGGGGUCUUUUGCCGUCUUGGUGCAGCUGGCACUCGGCGCCCUGGCCCUACUCGUGCUGGUCUACAAGAGGUGGAGGGAGCGCCCGCAAAGACCGGUCAAGAUCUGGUUCUUUGACGCGUCGAAGCAGGUCUUCGGCUCGGUCUUGGUGCACGGCGCCAACGUCUUCAUGUCAAUGUUGACGUCUGGUCGUCUUUCCAUCAAGGUGGAUCCUGCCGCGGCGGCGGCUGCUAGGAGAUGGCUGAUGCCUCGGGGCCAUGGUGCUGAUGCAGAGAAAUAUGUGCCAAAUCCAUGCUCAUUUUACCUGCUCAACUUGGCCAUCGACACGACGAUAGGAAUACCCAUCCUGAUCCUUCUCGUGCGACUUACAACUAUUCUUGUUUCCCGUACGCCGCUGGGCAAGCCAUCCGAGUCGAUACAGUCGGGCUUCUACGGCAAUCCUCCCAAGUGGCAAUGGUGGCUCAAGCAGAGCAUAAUAUACUUCUGCGGACUGUUUGGCAUGAAGAUAUGUGUCCUCAUAAUCUUCCUAGUGUUCCCCUGGAUCAGCCACGUCGGAGACUGGGCACUAGGCUGGACUGAGGGCAACGAGAAGCUGCAGAUUGUGUUCGUCAUGAUGUUAUUCCCACUCAUCAUGAACGCCAUGCAAUAUUAUAUCAUCGACAGUUUCAUCAAAGAGCGCACACAAGAUGAAGCCGGAGACGCGGCCGCAAGGAGACCUGGGCUUGGGUCUCGAGAAAGUUCAUACGACCGCCUGAGCGAAAGUGGUGACGAUGACCACGAAGAAGAGCUUGCGGAUAGAGGCAGCAGCCUCGGCGAAGGCAAUCGCGCAAAGGGGGGUAUCAAGGCGCCCCCCCGCGAUCGAGAAUACGACCCUGAGAUUGACGGAGACGAUGAGCGUACCGUAAUAGGAUCCGCCAGCACAUCCGGAAACCAACAGAGCCAGGCACUGUUGUCAAAGGGCCUCUUGCCACACGAGUAGUGGCGACGGUACGGUUUCGUUCGGCUCGUCUGUUUUACCUUUGAAUUCAUAAUCCUGAUUACAGCAUAGUGCUCAGUACAGCGCGCCGUUUUAGCUAAAGCAGCCGGAUCAGGCCCAUCAACAUGGCUAGAUCAACCCUUAUUUGUCAAGUCAUACCAUGUACUUGCGAUUCCUUCUGUUUGGACUUCCUCGAUUGUCAUCGUCAGUUUGCGUGGUUUGUCAUUAUUGUGGCGGUUCUGUUAGGAAAGCAUGUUAGACAUCUUGUAUCCGCAUUAUAUAUCCAUUUGAUAUCCAACGCUUUUGCAUCUCGCCGCCGACA